This is a messenger RNA of Arabis nemorensis, 3168 nucleotides long. NCBI's taxonomy places the organism in Eukaryota, Viridiplantae, Streptophyta, Magnoliopsida, Brassicales, Brassicaceae. The record is from the annotation of a GenBank genome assembly.
AUGGCUGCUCCAAUGCCCCCAGGGGCACCUAGACCCAACAACCCGCAAAACUCUGCUCCUCAAGGAAACCCCAAUUCUUUAGCUGCUAAUAUGCAAAACUUGAACAUUAACCGGCCACCUCCUCCCAUGCCUGGUUCGGCUCCUAGACCAUCUCCACCUUUUGGUCAGUCACCACAGCCUUUUCCUCAAUCAGCCCCUUCCCAUGGGGUUCAACAACAACCCAGGCCUUCUCCAAUGGCUAGGCCUGGGCCUCCUCCUCCUGCCAUGACCAGACCAGGUGGGCCCCCUCAGGUAUCACAACCUGGCGGGUUUCCAUCAAAUUUCCCUGUUGGAAGACCCGCUGUUCCACCUUCUAGCCAGCCACCGUUUGGCUCCAGACCAUCCACUGGUCCAUUGCUUGGUGGUGGAUCAUUUCCGCAGCCUGGUGGUUUACCAGCUUCAGGUCCACCAGGCAGUGUAGCUGCUGGUCCUCCUUCAGGAGCACGCCUGAUUGGUUUUGGUUCACCUCCACCUGUGGGACCUGGCAUGUCCAUGCCGCCUUCUGGCAUGCCAGGUGGUCCGAUGACUAAUGGACCUCCAAUGAUGGGUUCACCGGCAUUUCCCAGAGGAUCUCAGUUCACAACUGGUCCUAUGAUGGCUCCACCGCCACCCUAUGCACAGCCUCCCAAUGCAAGCCCUCUUCCCGGAGGUUCACCAUUAACUUCGUCUCCUGCUCAUUCUAUGCCUCCGCCAACAACUUUUCCUGGUGCUCCUUAUGGCAGGCCAGCCAUGUCAGGAGGCUUUCCCUAUGGGGCACCACCACAACAGCUUUCUUCUACUCCUGGCACUCCUGGUUCAAUAUAUAGCAUGGGUCCAAUGCCAAAUCAAUCAAUGACCAAUGUGUCUAGCCCCUCAAAGAUUGAUCUUAAUCAGAUCCCAAGGCCAGGUACAAGCACCAGUCCAGUAGUGUUUGAAACUCGCCAGCAGAAUCAGGCUAGUCCUCCACCGCCUACUACUGUUGAUUAUAUUGCUAGAGACACUGGAAAUUGCAGUCCACGUUUUAUGCGAUGCACAAUCAGUCAGAUCCCAUGUACUGUUGAUCUUCUAUCUACAUCUGGUAUGCAACUGGCGUUAAUUGUCCAACCGAUGGCGCUUUCUCAUCCAUCUGAAGAGCCUAUCCAAGUUGUGGACUUUGGUGAGAGUGGCCCUGUUAGAUGUUCACGUUGUAAGGGCUACAUGAAUCCUUUCAUGAAGUUCAUAGAUCAAGGAAGGAAGUUCAUUUGCAACUUGUGUGGAUACACUGAUGAGACUCCCCGUGACUACCAGUGUAAUCUGGGCCCAGAUGGUAGACGUAGGGAUGCCGAUGAAAGGCCUGAGCUGUGUAGGGGAACUGUUGACUUUGUUGCGACAAAAGAAUAUAUGGUACGAGAUCCAAUGCCAGCAGUGUAUUUCUUCCUCAUUGAUGUCUCAAUGAAUGCAAUUCAAACAGGUGCAACCGCAGCUGCUUGCAGUGCAAUCCAGCAAGUCCUCUCAGAUCUUCCUGAAGGUCCUAGGACAUUUGUUGGAAUUGCCACAUUUGACUCAACAAUACACUUUUAUAAUUUGAAGCGUGCACUGCAACAGCCGUUGAUGCUCAUUGUUCCUGAUGUUCAAGAUGUUUAUACACCCUUAGAAACAGAUGUCAUUGUUCAGCUAUCUGAGUGCCGUCAACACCUAGAGAUUUUGCUGGAAAGUAUCCCAACAAUGUUUCAGGAAAGCAAGAGCCCUGAAUCUGCUUUUGGUGCAGCAGUUAAGGCCGCAUUCUUAGCGAUGAAGAGCACUGGAGGAAAGCUCAUGGUGUUUCAAUCAGUUUUGCCUUCUGUUGGCAUUGGAGCACUUUCUUCUAGAGAGGCCGAUGGGAGAGCUAAUGCCUCUGCAGAGGAAAAGGAGGCCCAUAAAUUACUACAACCCGCGGACAAAACUUUAAGAACCAUGGCUAUUGAAUUUGCUGAAUACCAGGUCUGUGUAGAUAUAUUCAUCACAACUCAGGCCUAUGUGGACAUGGCUUCAAUUUCUGACAUCCCAAGAACUACUGGAGGACAGGUUUAUUGCUAUUACCCUUUCUCAGCUCUUUCAGAUCCUCCCAAGCUUUACAACGAUCUUAGAUGGAAUAUCACUAGGCCCCAGGGUUUUGAGGCUGUCAUGCGAGUCAGAUGCAGUCAGGGUAUCCAAGUGCAAGAAUACUCAGGGAACUUCUGUAAGCGUAUACCUACUGACAUCGAUCUACCUGCGAUUGACUGUGACAAAGCUGUAAUGGUGACAUUAAAGCAUGAUGACAAACUACAAGAUGGAGCUGAAUGUGGUUUUCAGUGUGCCCUUCUGUAUACCACCAUAUCUGGGGAAAGAAGAAUUAGGGUGAUUAACUUAUCACUCCCUUGUACAAACAUGCUCAGUAACUUGUUCCGCUCCGCUGACCUAGAUUCCCAAUUUGCUUGUAUGCUGAAACAAGCGGCUAAUGAGAUUCCUUCCAAGGCACUUCCAUUGGUAAAGGAGCAAGCAAUUAAUAGUUGUGUCAGCACUCUCUAUUCAUAUCGUAAAUUCUGCGCAACAGUUACAUCAACCGGACAACUUAUUCUUCCUGAAGCACUCAAGCUUUUGCCACUAUAUACUCUCGCCUUAACCAAAGGUGUUGGCUUACGGACGGAUGGGAGAAUAGAUGACCGAUCAUUUUGGAUAAACCAUGUGUCUUCAUUGUCUACUCCUUUGGCAAUUCCGCUAGUUUAUCCAAGGAUGAUUGCUGUUCAUGACCUUGAUGCAAAUGAUAAUGAAGCAGCUGUGGUUCCUUCUCCAAUCCCAUUGUCAAGUGAACACCUUAGCGAUGAGGGAGUCUAUUUUCUUGAGAACGGUGAUGAUAGUUUUAUAUAUGUUGGGGAAUCAGUAAAUCCAAACAUUCUGCAGAAGCUUUUUGAUGUUUCCUCAGUUGCUGACAUUCCAAGUCAGUAUGUGCUGCAGAAGUAUGAUAAUCAGCUAUCAAAGAAGUUCAAUGACGUGGUGAAUGAAAUAAGGAGGCAAAGAAGUUCUUACCUACGCCUUAAAUUGUGCAAGAAGGGAGAUCCAACAGGUGAGUUAGCUUUCAAAGAUACUCUUAGCUUUGCAAAAUUGAUGACGAAGUUACUUUAUAACAUUUUCCGGUUAGCAGAGAUUAAUUAA